AUGGAGACCAUGAAGCAGAAGAUCGCAGCUUUGGGGAGCCGAAUGCGAAGAUACCAUAAGAGAACUCAGAGACACCGGGAAAAUAACCUUUUCACGAAUAACCAGAAAGAGUUCUUCAGGAGCCUCGAUGAACAACAAAAACAUCCCGAAGAUAUCCCUCCGAAACCAACAGAGAUGCAAGAGUACUGGUCGAAUAUAUGGUCACGAAGCGAAGUGCACAAUAAGGAUGCACCGUGGAUAAAAACUCUAAUCGAAGAACAAACUGAUCUAGAAGAAAUGGCACCAAUAACAAUAACUACAGAAGACGUCAAUAACACUAUCCGCAGAAUGAAAAACUGGACCACCCCGGGCGUUGACAACAUACAUAACUAUUGGUGGAAGUCCCUCAAGUCAACACAUAAAGUGUUGGCCAGACUUUUUCAAGAGUCGCUGCAAAGUCCGGAGAGCAUCCCAAAAUAUUUCACCCAAGGUGCGACCUGCAUGCUUCCCAAAACAGAAAAAUUGUCUGACCCCAAGAACUACAGACCAAUCACGUGUCUUCCAUCAGCGUACAAGAUUUUAACAUCUACAAUAGGUUUCAAAAUAGUCACACACUUAAAGAACAACAAACUACUAGCCUGGGAACAGAAUGGCUGCAACAAAAACGGCAGAGGAGCUAAGGAACUUCUUGUUAUAGACAAUGCGAUCACGAAACAGGCAAGGAAAAGGUUGAAAAACCUAUCCAUGGCUUGGAUAGACUACCGCAAGGCUUUCGAUUCCGUCCCUCACACCUGGCUACUCCAAGUGCUUCAAAUAUAUAAAAUCAACCCUCGAGCAAUCCAACUACUGAAACACCUUAUGACCACGUGGCGCACAAAGCUGACAGUUAAACACGAAACCUUGUCCUACCAAACUGGUGAAAUCAGGAUAGCAAGAGGGAUUUUUCAGGGUGACAGCUUCAGUCCCUCAUGGUUCUGUGCAGCCAUGAACCCCAUCAGUAGUAUGCUGAACAGAUCAGCAUACGGUUACGCCAUUGAUAGUAACACUAUCCUUUCACAUUUGUUCUACGUGGACGACUUAAAGCUCUUCGCCAGAGGACGAAAACAGUUGGAGGGAGAACUAGAGCUGGUAAGGAAGUUUAGCGGCGAUAUCGGUAUGUCGUUGGGGUUGGAGAAAUGUGCAGUUGUGGAAGUCAAGAGAGGAAAGCUGGUUAGACAACAAAACAUCAAACUGGGAGAUGGUCGGGAAAUAAGAAGUUUAGGAGUUGAGGACAGCUACAAAUACUUGGGCAUCCAACAAACUUAUGAAAUACGUCAGCAAGAAAAUAAACGUGAAACCGAAAGUGAACUCCUCAGAAGAACGCGGAAAAUACUCGGGACACAGCUGUCGGCAAAGAACAUUAUAACGGCAAUCAACAUGUGGGCCGUACCAGCGUUCACUUAUACCGCUGGUGUGCUGUCAUGGUCAAAAACAGAUUUACAAAGAAUUGACCAAAAGAUUAGAACAACACUCACCAAACAUGGCUUGCUCCACCCUAAUUCAGCCGUGGAAAGAAUAUACCUACCUCGAAGAACGGGCGGACGUGGAUUGAGCAGUCUUGAAGAUACCUGUCAGAGAGAAGAGAGGAACAUUAUAGACUAUUUUCGCAAGAGAAAUAACCCUGUACACCAAUGGGUGGCUACUUACCAGCAAACAUCCAAUAGAGCAGGAACAUCGCCACCGGUAGAACCUGAAAUGGAAAAUAGGUUAGAAAGGCUAAAACAGAGCUGGCAGUCUAAAUCACUUCAUGGCAGAUUCUAUGCCAGCCUGCAACAGGAAGAAGUGGACAGAACAAAAUCACAUACUUACCUCAUGCAAGGCUAUUUAUACCCACAAACCGAAGGAACAUUAAUGGCGAUUCAAGACCAGGUAGUGCCAACUAGAGUGUACGCGAAACACAUAAUGAAAUUGCAGGUUGAAACAACUAAAUGCCGCCUCUGCAACAUUGCUGAAGAAACAAUUCAGCAUCUCUCUUCAGGAUGCUCACAAAUAGCUGGUACAAAAUACCUGACCCGGCAUAACGAUAUGGGGAAGGUAGUGCACCAACUUAUAUGUCUCCGAGAAGAACUACUACCGCACUUCACCCCUCACCACUUGUAUAGCCCACAGGCGGUACUAGAGAAUGACCAAACGAAGAUCUACUGGGAUCUGACCGUGGUGACUGACAGGGGUGCGGAACACAACAGGCCAGACAUGGUGGUGUGGAAUAAGACCAAGAAAACCGCACAUAUCAUCGAUUUUUCGGUGCCCCUGGAUAAUAACUUGUCUAAGGCAUAUGGGGAGAAGAUCACCAAAUAUAACGUCCUCGCUCGUCAGAUCAGAGACAUGUGGAAGUUGAAGUCGGUCACAAUACUUCCCUUGAUCAUAAGCGCCAAUGGGCUGGUCCACCGAAAAAGUUCCGCACAUAUAGAAGAACUUGACCUGCCUCCAAACACCAUAGCAUGGAUGCAGAAGGCCGUAAUACUGGGAACGGUUGGCAUAAUCCGACAGGUUAUAUAUCCUUAUUAG
This is a messenger RNA of Coccinella septempunctata (seven-spotted ladybird), 2526 nucleotides long. RefSeq lists its product as uncharacterized. The transcript has a single exon. NCBI's taxonomy places the organism in Eukaryota, Metazoa, Arthropoda, Insecta, Coleoptera, Coccinellidae. The record is from RefSeq and is a predicted model, not a curated record. The coding region runs from base 1 to 2526 and encodes 841 amino acids.